Messenger RNA from Neospora caninum, 699 nucleotides. Its product is annotated as putative DnaJ domain-containing protein. Lineage: Eukaryota; Apicomplexa; Conoidasida; Eucoccidiorida; Sarcocystidae. The transcript is spliced from 6 exons. The record is from RefSeq and is a predicted model, not a curated record. Bases 1 to 699 code for a protein of 232 amino acids.
AUGACAAAGGAGAAAGACAACCAUUACGUCACUCUCGGCGUCUCUCGAACCGCGCCCGCCAGCACCAUCAGGGCGGCGUACCUUCGCCUGGCCAAGCAGUAUCAUCCUGACCUUAACGUCAGCGCUUCCAGCACUGACAAGUUCAAGCGGAUUCAGGAGGCGUAUGCAGUUCUGCGCGAUGCGGAGAAGCGCGCCGACUACGACGCCUCUCUCCCGCGACCGGCCGCAGGUACAGAGGGGUACUCUGCCGGACGGAGACACGCCUUCCGCGGCCCCGAGUGGCGAGGCGAGCGGGAGUUCGACGAGCAUUUCAGAGCGCAAGUGGAACGGAUCCAACGAGAAAGGGAACAGGCGCUAAAGGAUAUGGAAAAGCAACGGACCCGAUACGGAUUCACUUCGUCAUUUGCCGGCUUCCGCGCGUCGAGGUCUCAAACGCCUGGAGGCGGCACGCCCCCGCCCGGCUUCUCUCCGCUUCCGCAUGCUCUCCUUCGCACCCUUCCGCUGCUGCUGCUCCCCUGCCUGCUCGUCUACGGGGUGUAUCGACAGGCCAAGUACCGGCGUGAUAAUUACGCGCCGGCCCACUCCCCGAGUCCCAUACUCUACGACGAACUAGGUCGAGCGUUCAUGACCGAUUCGAAAGGCCGGCAGUACCGUGUCAUGGAAUUCGACGUCCGGGAUAGGAGGUCGGGGGGUUUUUAA